Ananas comosus (pineapple) is the source of this 1058-nucleotide messenger RNA. RefSeq names its product caffeoyl-CoA O-methyltransferase 1-like. The transcript is spliced from 5 exons. The record is from RefSeq and is a predicted model, not a curated record. Bases 115 to 816 code for a protein of 233 amino acids. Lineage: Eukaryota; Viridiplantae; Streptophyta; Magnoliopsida; Poales; Bromeliaceae. Gene Ontology annotation, molecular function: S-adenosylmethionine-dependent methyltransferase activity; O-methyltransferase activity.
UAUUCUAUAUAUAUAUGUAUUUAUAUAUACAUAUGUCAGUAUAGCCACACUUUACAUUACAUCUCCAUAAAUUUUAUAUCAAACAAAACCCUAGCUGUGGGAAGCAAGGAGGGCAUGGAGCCAACUGGGAGAGUAACUCUUCUCUAUAGUGAAGCCCUCUAUCAUUACUUGCUGGAGACGAGCGUGUACCCGCGAGAGCACGAGUGCCUGAAGGAGCUUCGCGAGAUCACCAGCGAACACCCAUGGAAGGUCAUGUCGACCACCCCGGACGAGGGGCAGUUCUUAGCCAUGCUAGUGAAGCUGAUUGGCGCGAAGAAUACGUUGGAGAUCGGAGUGUACACUGGCUACUCGCUCCUCGCCACCGCCCUCGCCCUACCCGAUGACGGCAAGAUACUGGCGAUAGAUAUAAAGCGGGACUACUACGAGAUGGGCCUGCCGGCGAUUGAGAAGGCCGGAGUGGCGCACAAGAUCGACUUCCGCGAGGGCCGGGCUUUGCCCAUGCUUGAUCAGCUGGUGGCAGAUGAGAAGGCGCACGGUUCGUUCGACUUCAUCUUCAUCGACGCGGACAAGGACAACUACCUCAACUACCAUGAGAGGGCGCUGAAGCUGGUGAGGCCCGGCGGCGUGAUCGGCUACGACAACACGCUGUGGAAGGGGGCUGUGGCGAUGCCGGAGGACGCGCCGAUGGAGAAGCCGCUGCGCCACUACCGCGGCUACGUGCGGGAGCUCAACGCGGCGCUCGCCGCCGAUCCCCGUGUCGAGAUCUGCCACCUCACGAUCAACGACGGCCUCACUCUCUGUCGCAGGAUCGAAUAAAACGAUAACGGAGUUUCAGUCUGGUGCUCGCCAUUUCGUCUUAUACGUCAAUCAUUCAGUGUACUAGGGCUUUGUGAAGAGUUUGGAUCGACAGUAAAAGAUAGGAUGGAGGGCAGAUAGAUGUACGAUGCGACCGGCGAACAAGCAUGCUUUAAGAGUUAAGAAUCAAACUCAAAACUGUGAUAAAAAAUUGCAAUAGUGGUGCAAUGUGACUUGUUUGAGAACACAUUCAUUUUCACAAA